UGGCUGCAUCUAAUCAAACAAAUCGGCUUUAACAGAGUUUUUAUUUGCAUAUUGAUAGCCUGAAUCUUGACAGCAGCAGUAAAUGAUUCCUGCACUCAUGGCUUCUAGCAGCCUUGUACUGCUCACUGGACUAAUAGUGCCAUUUUGUACGGGAAUGGUCUGGAUCCUCUACAAGUACCGCUUUUGGAAAAUGGAUACACUGGUUGUUGAUGUGAAGACUCAACAGGCCCUCCGUCGAUAUGUUUUAUUUGAAUCCGUGCAUGGAAAACCAGACAGUGUGUUGCUGACCUAUAAGGAAUAUGCAAAGCAAGAUCGUCGGAUAAAGGGUUUAAUAUUUACUGCAGAACAAGAUAUUUUCCUUGCUGAUGUUGUAAAAAAAUAUAACCCUCUUACUGCUGUCGCAUUGGGCACACAGUGCGGAUAUUCUGCCAUCCAACUCUUGACUCUGCUUCCCUCCAAUGGCAAACUGUAUGCCGUGGAACAAGAUGAGAACAUGGUAGAGUCGGCUGAAGAAAUGAUAUUAGUAUCUGGCUUCAAAAACCAGCAGUUUUCUAUGUUAUUUCAACACCCAAUAGAUGCCAUACAUGCCUUGAGCAACCAUAUCAAUGAGAAUAAAGUCGAUUUGGUUUUGAUGGACCAUCAACCUGACCAAUAUCUCCAGGCAUUGCAGGCACUGGAAGAGGUUGGGGUACUGCACCAAGGUACCUUGAUACUAGCCAACAAUAUCGAACAAUCUGCAGCCAAAGAAUUCAUGGAUCAUCUUCAAAGUCAUCUGUAUUUUGAAAUCAUCAGCAGCUGUCAAGGACUAAUAGCAAUACAAUGUACAAAGACAAGGGUGUUCAACUAUAAUGAUUAGGAACAGAUCAACAAAUGUCUGCAAAAGUGACUCUCACCAGUAAAUAUAAUUAGGGAACUAGUGGGGUAUCCAUUGGUGAAGAAGUAAUGAUCAGGGCAAAGUUAUCAGUUGUGGAAUGAAAACCAAUAACUUGAAUUUAGGAUAUUGUGCACACAGCUAGCAUACAUUAUGUAAAAAGGAUAUGUUUAAAGCUCCAAAACCAGCCCCUGUCUCUGCAGUCUGACAAAUGUAAACAUUUACAUUUUUUACAAACCGCAGUGUUUACAUAUGUCACUAAGGAUGCCUGCAGUGGCAGUCAGUCAGCCACUAUAGACCUUCCUCGUGAAGACUUUCAGUAAUGAAAAGCUUUCAUGUUUGGUGUCAACAAACACUUGGAAUGCUUCUCUUAGAGAAGCGU
Messenger RNA from Pelobates fuscus (common spadefoot toad), 1253 nucleotides. Its product is annotated as catechol O-methyltransferase-like. Gene Ontology annotation, biological process: dopamine metabolic process; developmental process; catecholamine catabolic process. Bases 83 to 856 code for a protein of 257 amino acids. NCBI's taxonomy places the organism in Eukaryota, Metazoa, Chordata, Amphibia, Anura, Pelobatidae. The record is from RefSeq and is a predicted model, not a curated record. The transcript is spliced from 4 exons. Gene Ontology annotation, molecular function: catechol O-methyltransferase activity.